CACUCGUUUGGCCUCAAUAACACCGAAAAUGAAGUGAAAACAAAUUUUCCCACAUAGAGAAAAAUAAAAAGAGCAAUUUUAGGAUAAUCGUGUGCACUUUAGAGCCUCUCUAGGAUCCGAAAAUGUCUGGGUCAUCAACUAUUGUCAUUUCGCAGUUGCAGAGCUCUGGAAUGCUCUCUAAAGAACAGUUGCUCCAUCUUUUCAACCGCUUCACUUUUCUUACGUCCCUUCCUGAUGUGAAGAACAGGAUUGCAGAAGCUGUUAAAGAUCAGCAAGAAGCUGUGGCUGCAACUACUGCAAUCCAGGAAGAGAUAUUUCUGGAGAUGGGUGUUGAUCCAAGUUUUGGUUUAUCAUGCCUGGGGAAAGUGAAUAUUUAUGAGAAUGAUCAGGAGUUGAUGAUUCGCUUUUUAAAAUUUGUUGCAAGGGAAGAGAUGGCCUGUGAUGAAGCUGAGCUUGGACCAGAUGAGUUUACUGAAAGAAUGCAUAGUCAACAAAAACUACAUGAACAGCAACUGGAGACGCUAAAGCACAUGCGCAAAUUUCACUUGGAUGAUCAAUCUGCAAUUCUUGAGAAGUUGCAUCAGCAGAUGGAAAAUACCAAUUAUGAAGGUGGAGUAUCUGUUCUUUCAUCUGAACAGAUUCAGGAGAUAGUUCAAAGGAGGGUGUCACCUUUAUUUAGCCCCAGGUAGUUUGGGAUUUAAAAUAUAACCUAUCAAGUUUUCAUUGUAUCUAAUGUAGUGGUUGUAGUUGUCAAUCAUAAUAUGCUGGAUGGAAUUUUGCUUAUUUGUACUUCCUCUGGUUUUUCUUUUAAUUGACAUUUUGUGGUCUCUCUUUAUUAUCCAA
Quercus robur (English oak) is the source of this 843-nucleotide messenger RNA. RefSeq lists its product as uncharacterized. The coding region runs from base 123 to 689 and encodes 188 amino acids. NCBI's taxonomy places the organism in Eukaryota, Viridiplantae, Streptophyta, Magnoliopsida, Fagales, Fagaceae. The record is from RefSeq and is a predicted model, not a curated record. The transcript is spliced from 7 exons.